UAUUGUGUAUGUGUAUAUGAGAGAGAGAAAGAGGGAGAGAGAUGUUAAGGAUGACAUUAAAUCCUUCUUAAACUUCAGGUCUUAACUAAUUUUCGCUAAUGAUACAUAUUUCUGCCAUACCUAACAACUAAAGUACGCCAGUGUGUGGCAACAUUGUGGGUGGGAAUCUUCGCUUUUUCAUAGUUUGUUUUCUAGGCUUUUUAAAAAAACCUUUUUAGCUCAAAGGCACGUUUGGUCGAUGUCAGGUUAAAUUAUCACUAGAUGGCAUCAUAGCUUGAGUUCGCUGAUGAUUUCCAGUCUUCUCGAGAGAGCUCAAUCCCUUUUACAGCAAACUGGUAUUAAAGGGCGAGCUGUCAGAAUGAUUUUUAACGCGACUCAGUGACUUGUGGAAGAUGGAUAUACAGGUUCAGAACCUGAGAGCUAUGAGCUGCAAAUAUACUUGGAUUGUGCAUUUAUAAAAAUUAUUAUAACAGGGAAGACAUACAUUGUAAUUUAAUUGCACUUACCUGUAAGCGCCAUAAAGGGAUUUUACUGUGUCUAUUUUGCUCACCACUCUAUGUCCAUUGCCCAGAAGUUUGCCUGACACAUAGAAGAUGUCCCAUAAAGAGUUCUACAGUCUUAUAAAGUAAAAAUUUGACAGAACCUUGUACAUGGAUUUAACGUCCCCUUGUUCUCAAAGAGAAGUAAUAGCACCUUUUGCUGUGGCCCUUCCUGCCCCUUUAAGAAAGGGUAGAGAAAAAGGAAGAAAGCGCUGCUGGGAAAGAGGGCGGAAGCCGGCGGAACCCGGUCGGGUGGGGCUGCCAGAUCCGCGCCCUCAGCCCAACUACUGACUCAAGCUUGGGAGGCGGGAGCGGGAGGCGCAGGCGUGAAGAAUGCACGGAGGCGAGUUCUCUGUGCUUUAGCUCCCGAGUGCGGUAUUAGAAAAGCAAGCCUUAGACUUGUAUGAUUCUAGGGAUAACCCAAAGGAGCCCGGUAGCUCAAGCGGUUUGCCAUCAGCUGCUAACCUAAAGACUGGUGGUUUAACCACCCAGCCGCUCUUUGGAAGAAAGGCCUGGCAAUCUGCUUCCAUAAAGAUUACAGCCAAGAAAACGCUGUGGAACAGUUCUACUCUGUAGCACGUGGAGUUUGCACCAGUCAGCUGACUGGAUGGCAGAGAUCCAGGGAGUCCUGGUGCGAUCAAGCUGGGAGCCAGGCCCUUGUUCUUUUCCCAUGAGGAGCAACCCUUAUCAACAGCAAUACUGACAGAACCUGUGUUUUGGAAAAGCACUGAUGCCUUUGAGCCUAAGUUGGAAAGUAUUUGCACUAUUUCCCGCGAACCGCUGCAGUCUUUUUCUGAGGGCUGUGAGAAGUGGUGGUCUUCCCUUGUUUCCCUGGGGCCGCCACCCCUGGAGAGGAGCUGGGAGUAUUUUGGACCCUGAGAUGAAGGCUUUCCUGGAGGAGAACACUGAAGUCACCAGCACUGGCAACCUCACCCCUGAAAUCCAGUUGCGUCUUCUGACUCCCAGAUGCAAGUUCUGGUGGGAAAGAGCUGACCUAUGGCCCUACAGUGAUCCUUACUGGGCUAUCUACUGGCCAGGAGGCCAAGCCCUGUCUAGGUAUCUUUUGGAUAAUCCUGACAUUGUCAGAGGAAAAUCUGUGUUAGAUCUUGGGAGUGGAUGUGGAGCUACAGCGAUUGCUGCUAAAAUGAGUGGGGCAUCAAGGAUCUUGGCCAAUGACAUAGACCCUAUUGCAGGAAUGGCCAUUACACUAAACUGUGAAUUGAACCAGCUGAAUCCUUUUCCCAUUUUAACCAGAAACAUUUUGGAUUUGGAACAAGAUAACUGGGACCUUGUUGUUCUUGGAGAUAUGUUUUAUGAUGAAGACCUUGCAGACAGUCUUCAUGGAUGGCUAAAGAAAUGCUUUUGGACCCACACAACUCAAAUACUGAUUGGUGACCCUGGGCGACCCCAGUUCAGUGGACACAGCAUUCAGAAUCACCUGCACAAAGUGGUAGAAUAUUCACUUCCAGAGCCUACAAGGCAGGAAAACAAUGGAUUGACAACAAGUACAGUGUGGGAUUUUCAGCCUUGAGUUCUUAAAGCGCUCCCAAGUAUGGAUAUAGCUAUAUUUGGGUUUAAUCUUGGAAGUUUCCACCAUAAAGUAUAUUCUCAGUUAAAAAAAUGUUAAUUCCUAUUAAAUGGCAAAUCUUGUUUCCAAAAUAUGCAGGUUUAAGGUUUUGCCAGCCUUUGUUAUAUAACUACUACUGUAUUUCCAUUUAUACUGAUACACAAAUCUGUAUUUGCAGUCAUUUUCUUUUUUUUUCUUUCCUAUAGUUUUUCUGCUAUAGGAAUAUGAUUACAGAAGG
This is a messenger RNA of Trichechus manatus latirostris (Florida manatee), 2344 nucleotides long. It is a transcript of the gene ETFBKMT, whose product is annotated as electron transfer flavoprotein subunit beta lysine methyltransferase. Gene Ontology annotation, molecular function: protein methyltransferase activity. The coding region runs from base 1270 to 2070 and encodes 266 amino acids. The record is from RefSeq and is a predicted model, not a curated record. The transcript has 5 exons. Lineage: Eukaryota; Metazoa; Chordata; Mammalia; Sirenia; Trichechidae. Gene Ontology annotation, cellular component: mitochondrial matrix.